GGUUCCUGCGGUUCGGCCGGAAGCGGCUAGCAGCAUUAGCUUCUCCAGCUGCGUGUUGGUCAGCUGACUGAUCAUGUGACUCCCGGUCGGUCCGGUUCCCACCUGAGAGUAUCUCCAUUUCUCCUCGAACUACCCGCAGCAGGGAGGCAUGAAGCUGGAGACCCAGUGAGAAGCUGCUGGAUUCAACAAGCGAGCCGAGCCUGGUUCUGGUUCUGGUUCGGGCGGAAGUUUUCCUAAUUUGGGCUUGGAAGAUCCUCCAGGAUGGGUCCAGACGGGAAGAAGCUGCUGAACAUCGUCAUCCUCGGCUUCGGCUUCAUGUUCAUGUUCACAGCUUUCCAGACAUGUGGAAACAUUGAGCAAACGGUCAUCAAGAGCUUUAACAGCACCGAGUUUCAUGGAAGCGGCUAUACAAGCAUGGCGAUCAUUUAUGGCGUUUUCUCCGCCUCCAACCUGAUGGCGCCCUCCGUGGUGACGCUCAUCGGCCCGCAGGUCUCCAUGUUCCUCAGCGGGAUCCUGUACAGCGGCUACAUCGCCAUGUUCAUCCACCCGCUCACCUGGAGCUUCUACACAGCCUCCGUCCUGGUGGGCGUGGCCGCCGCAGUCUUGUGGACGGCUCAGGGAAACGUUUUGGCGAUCAAUUCCACCGAUCGAUCCAUUGGGAGAAACAGUGGCAUUUUCUGGUCUCUGCUCCAGUUCAGCUUGUUCUUCGGGAACCUCUACAUCUACUGCGCCUGGCACGGCCACGUCCACAUCACAGACAAGGAUCGUCGGACCGUCUUCAUCUCUCUCACCGUCAUCAGUUUGGUCGGCUGCUUCCUCUUCUUCCUGAUCAGGAAACCCGACCCGGAGUCUUCCUCCGGUUCUGAGGCGACAGAGUCUCUACUACAGACUGAGUCCGGAGACGGGUCCACAGACAGUUCAUCCAGACCAGAUCUCUGCACUCAGGCUCUGGACGCUUUUGUUCAGGCCUGCAGGAUCUCCGUCACCAAGGAGAUGCUGCUGCUGAGCGCUUCCAUCGGAUACACAGGUCUGGAGCUCACCUUCUACAGUGGCGUGUACGGAACCUGUAUCGGCGCCAUGACCCGGUUUGGGUCCGAUGCCAAGAGUCUGAUUGGCAUCUCAGGGAUCUGCAUCGGUCUAGGAGAGAUCAUAGGAGGGGGCGUCUUUGGGAUGCUAAAUAAGAAAAAUCGCUUUGGGCGGAACCCGGUGGUUCUGCUGGGCCUCAUAACGCACUUUGUGGCGUUUUUCCUGAUUUUCUUGAACAUCGCCAGUGACGCUCCGCUGGCGCCGGAGGGCGGCACGGAUCUGGAGGCCUUUAUCACACCCAGUGUUGCCGUGGCGAUGAUCUGCAGCUUCCUGCUGGGCCUUGGCGACAGCUGCUUCAACACGCAGCUGCUCAGCAUCAUCGGCUUCCUGUUCCGGGACAACAGCGCCCCCGCCUUCGCAGUCUUCAAGUUCAUCCAGUCCAUCAUGGCUGCCGUGGCCUUCUUCUACAGCAACUUCUUGCUGCUGCACUGGCAGCUCCUCAUCCUCGUCGUCUUCGGCUUCCUGGGCUCCGUGUCCUUCUUUGCUGUCGAGUGGCUGGCCGAGUCCAGGAGGAGGGACUCGGACUACGACAGCAUCUGAAGCGUCCAGGAGACGCCCAGAUGGACGGACGCCAGGAGACGCCGUCCUCCCAGAUAAAGUCACCUUGCUGGAUGGUGGAGGGAAAACCUGGAGCGGAUCAUGCCUGAGGAAGCUGCUGCUGUAGAUGUCUGGAGAGACCGUGGACAUCCAGGUGGUCCAACCUGUCUCUGGAGACGUUCCUCAUUUGCUUUAAACAGAACCUGCUGCUGGUUCUGGGUUCUCUGCAGAACCUCUGAGACCAGAACCAGAACAUCUCAGUUUAAAUGACACACUAACACACAGGUGUCAAACUCCAGUCCUCCAGUCUGCUGCCUUGCAACCUUUAGAUGUGUCUCUGCUGCACCACCUGAACAGAAUAAUCAGGUCAUUAAGGUUCUGGAGAACCGAUCGGCACAAGGAGAAGGUCAUGAAGCCGUUUCAUUCCAGUGUUUGUACAUGUGGCACAUCUAAAACCUGCAGGACUGGAGUUUGACACCCCUGCACUAACUGGAGCUGGGUUUAUUUAAGGGUGUCGGCGUCCAUCAGUCCAGAUAUAAAUGCACACCACACUUUUCAGAUUAUUAAAAUGUAAAAAAAAAAAAAAACAAUCAAUAAUUUCGGGAAUCUUG
Messenger RNA from Xiphophorus maculatus (southern platyfish), 2234 nucleotides. RefSeq names its product major facilitator superfamily domain containing 11 (gene mfsd11). The record is from RefSeq and is a predicted model, not a curated record. The coding region runs from base 262 to 1626 and encodes 454 amino acids. NCBI's taxonomy places the organism in Eukaryota, Metazoa, Chordata, Actinopteri, Cyprinodontiformes, Poeciliidae. The transcript has 14 exons.